This is a messenger RNA of Chenopodium quinoa (quinoa), 2132 nucleotides long. Its product is annotated as probable mitochondrial-processing peptidase subunit beta, mitochondrial. The coding region runs from base 212 to 1768 and encodes 518 amino acids. Lineage: Eukaryota; Viridiplantae; Streptophyta; Magnoliopsida; Caryophyllales; Amaranthaceae. Gene Ontology annotation, molecular function: metal ion binding. Gene Ontology annotation, cellular component: mitochondrion. The transcript is spliced from 10 exons. The record is from RefSeq and is a predicted model, not a curated record.
AGAGUUUUAAAAUUACAAAUAAGUCUUUAACAAAAAUGAAAGCAGCCAAAUAACAUAGUUUCACGUGGCAACAAAUCAUUGAACAUAGUGGAAAGUUUCGUUUCCAACCCUCCCCAAAAAAAUUCACCAUCUUCUUCUUCCUUCUUUUCCCACACAAACAAUCACAAUCUCCAUUUCCAUUUCUUCCACUUUCUCUCUCCUCUGACCAAAAAUGUCAACUCGAAAACUCAUACACCACUCUCUCCGCCGCACCCACCACCACCCCUCCACCGUCCGCCACCAUGCCACUCUCUCUCCUUCCCCUGCACCCCCACCUCCAUCAACCCCCUCUCCUCCUCCUCCCACCGCCAUGAUCUACGAUCGAUUAGCAGAAUCCGUCAAAUCUAAGCUCAAAACUCUCCAAAAUCCCGACCCACGAUUCUUACGCUACACCUCUCCACACCCAAUUUCCGCCGAUCAUUCCCAGAUCCUUCAGUUUCCUGCUACUCAGAUCACUACUCUUCCUAAUGGGCUUCGAGUUGUUACUGAGUCACGACUCGCUUCUGGGUCGGGUUCUGUUGGGGUGUAUUUGGAUUCUGGGAGUCGAUUUGAGUCUGAUGAGAAAAAUGGGGUUGGGAGUUUUUUGGAACGCGUCGUUUUGACGUCGGAUAAUGAAGAUGCGGCGAAUAUUGGGGCUGAAUUGGAGGGGUUUACUGGGAGAGAGAUUUCUGGGUUUUUGGGGAAGGUUGCGGCGCAGAAUUCUGGGAAAUUGGUUGAGGUUUUUGGGUCUUUGUUGCAGAAUUCGGAUUUUAGUGAUGAGAAGAUAGAGAAAGUUCGGAAUGCUAUUCUCAGAGAAAAAGAGCUGAUGGGUGUAGAAGGUGACCAAGUUAUCAUGGACCAGUUACAUGCUACUGCAUUCCAGUAUACUCCACUUGGUAAAACCAUUUCGGGAUCUGUAGAUACAAUAAAAUCCAUUACUAAAGCCGAUAUUCAAGACUAUAUGUCCUCUCACUGUGCUGCCCACAGAAUGGUGAUUUCUGCUUCAGGAGGUGUUAAGCAUGAAGAGGUUGUGGAACAAGUGAAGAAGGUCUUCACUAAAUUGUCAGCUAAUCCUAUCACAACUUCUCAGCUAGUUGCAAGUGACCCAGUUAAUUUCACUGGAUCAGAGGUUCGCAUGAUUAAUGAUGAUCUUCCCCUUGCACGAUUUGCGGUUGCAUUUGAAGGAGCUUCUUGCAAAGAUCCAGAUGCCAUUGCUUUAAUGGUUGUGCAGACUAUGCUGGGUUCAUGGAGCAAAAUGGAAGAAGGUGGAAAGCAUGUGGGGUCAGAGCUUGUUCAAAGGACCUCCAUUAAUGAAAUUGCUGAGAGCAUCAAAACAUUCAAUAUUAACUACAAAGAUACGGGUCUCUUUGGUGUCUAUGCUCUGGCUCAGCCUGACUGCUUGGAUGAUCUGUCAUAUGCAAUUAUGCAUGUAAUAAGCAAGUUGUCUUAUCGAGUUUCAGAGGAGGAUGUUAUCCGUGCACGUAAUCAGCUGAAGUCCUCUCUUCUUGCUAAAAGUAAUGGAAUCAGCAGGGCUGCUGAAGAUGUUGGGCAGCAGUUGUUGACCUAUGGAAGAAGAAUACCCUUCGCUGAAUUAUUUGCAAGAAUUGAUGCAGUGGACGCCAGUGCUGUGAAACGUGCAGCUGAUCGUUUCUUAUUUGAUAAGGAUAUUGCAAUUGCUGCUAUGGGACCAAUCAAGAAACUACCCGACUACAACUGGUUCAGGCGCAGGACAUACUGGCUACGUUACUAGAUUUAUUGUGCAUUUUGGUUAUUUGAAAGUAUAUGUUACACCGUCGUGGUUGGGUGAGAAAAAUUGGUCAUCACUGACAGCCGCUUCAAGAUAAAUAAGCUUGAGAAACAUUUUAUGUACUGCUUGGACACUGUCUGAUAUGAGCACACUAUUUUUUGGUAGAUUAUGGGCUCUGUGCUCUAAAAUAUCUGUACAUUUCACUAAAACUACUGUCAAGACUCAAGAGGAAUGAUACUGCCUCAUUUCUCGUUUUUGGCUUUUCAUCAAUAAAUGCGAAAAACGAAGGCGCAAUUUUGUUGUCUAUUUUGAUCUUACACCCUAUAUACAGCAUUCAUACACUAAUUGGAUUAUCUUUUAGGACGAA